Messenger RNA from Syngnathoides biaculeatus (alligator pipefish), 3335 nucleotides. RefSeq names its product zinc finger, AN1-type domain 4 (gene zfand4). Gene Ontology annotation, molecular function: zinc ion binding; protein binding. NCBI's taxonomy places the organism in Eukaryota, Metazoa, Chordata, Actinopteri, Syngnathiformes, Syngnathidae. The transcript has 10 exons. The record is from RefSeq and is a predicted model, not a curated record. The coding region runs from base 482 to 2626 and encodes 714 amino acids.
UCCAUCCCCCACCCCCUCCCGGUGUGAGUGACGGGGUACGACGGUGUCGCGGAAUCGAGGCGACCUACCAGAGACUCAACCGGAAUGCGUUCCCGUUUAUGGCGUCGAACGUGAUGCAAUGCUCUGUUUUGGCGAACGUAACGACGCCACACGACAGCGACAGCGACACCGGCGCACUGGGGAGCGAGGACGGGAGCCCGCGGCGGGUGUAAAAGCCUAGCUAGCCUUGGCCGUAUGUGCGCGGCGGUAGCCAUUGUUUGAGUUGUCGGCUAACAUGGCAACGACGACGACGGCGGCGGCGGCGGCCGAGGCUCGGGACGGCAGCGUCGGUUAGACGGCGGCUCGCGGCGUUCUUAUUAACGAGUGGUCAUCCCACAUGAUGCGUGGCAGUCCCUCGGCCAGGAAGCACAACCUGCCCCUCUCUCCCGCAGCCUCGCUUUGGCUUCCCCGGUAAAGCUCACCUUCCCCGCCUGACCCCGAGAUGACCGACAGGAAAGAGCCUCCCUUCUUCAACGACGACCGCCUGGGAGCUUUUCACCACAAGCUUCCGCUGUACGACCCCAUGGAGCUGUUCAUCGAGACUCUGACCGGGACGUGUUUCGAGCUGCGCGUGUUGCCCUUUGAGGCCGUCAUCUCGGUCAAGGCCAAGAUCCAAAGGCUUGAAGGCAUCCCAGUUGCCCAGCAACACCUCAUCUGGAACAACCUGGAGCUGGAUGAUGAACACUGUCUUCACGAUUACGGCAUUGCGGAGGGCUGCACUUUGAAGCUGGUCUUAGCCAUGAGGGGAGGUCCAAUCAACACCAGAAGGGUAACCAUGGAGGAUCCUGCGAAAGAGGUGGUGGAGUCCAUGGAGGGCACAAAGGAGGAGGGUUGGGAGAAGGGCUCAACCAACAAGCAGGUCACGUUCGUGGUCUACCGCGAGGGCGAUCAGCUCAACUUCUUCCGGGUGGUGGACAGGGGAGACGGUUCCCUCACGCCUCUGUCGGAGUCGCUUAGUGGCAGCUCAGUGUACAAUAUGUGCACCGAGGAGGACAACGGCGGCGAGCGCUCCGCGGCUGCUCAGAGCCUGGAAAACUCCAUCACCAUGAGCAAAAUGAAGCUGCUGAAAGCCAAGAUGGAGGACAUGAACAUCAACAAAAAGCCGAAGAAGACGAGUAAGGCAAAACCGCGUCCCCCCGUCGGCGUCCAUCCCGGCGGGGGCCACCCGAUACCAUCCAUCACGCGACUCCAUCAGCGCCUAUUGCGUUCGUUGCCGCAGAUUAACCCGUCUCGGCAGCUCAGCGCGCAGCUACCUCCCAGAGCAGACCAAGAGCUCCCGGACUCGUCUCCGGCUGGCGCGGCUGCUCCCGUGUCUUCCCGCUCGCCCGUCUCGAGACGGCCGCCUCCCUCUUUCCCCUCGCCGUCUUGCUACAUGCUGCAGGAGGAGGAGCCGUGGGAGACGUGCGCACCCUUUGCAAAGAUUCGCCCCCCUCCCAAAGUGUCCCGCUUGGACAUCGGUGGCACCAGGCUGAUGAGAGACUGCGUGUACCCUCAGCUCCCUCCGCUGUGCACCAGGAGUUCGCCCGAAGCCGCGUUUGAACCGCUGAAGCCGGUCAGCGAGGCAGUCGGGUUGAGUUUAUUGGAGGAAGCUGGCGGCGUGGUGGCGCCGUCGCAGUCCGCCGCGUCAUUCGGGGAGCUCGCGGACCCUCUGAGUCUAAAUUUGUCUUCUCAAUCGGAGGAAGCCUGUCGAGCCUUUGACCUCGGCGCGCCGUCCCAGGUGCCUCUCCCGCCCUCCCCUCUCAGUACUUGGACGCUCGGGACCGGUGGCGACACCCUGACCAGCAGAGCAGAUCUAACGCAGCUCAGCACUUCCUUCCAUUUAAACCCCCCCGAUUCCAGCUCCCCAAAGCCCCGUUUUCCGUCUUUUGAAUCCACGCUCCCCCUUCAAGUGCGCUCGGCAGGACAGGUGAAGCCGGGCAGCCCCUCCCCGCUCCCGUCCAUGAUGUCGAGUCACGCGCCGCGCCUGCGGGGCGUCAAGGUGGAGUCGCCCGGCAAGAGGCCUGAGCUGCUUUCAAAGAAGGAACCCAGAGGCGUGACCAAGAUGGCCAACCAAGCCUGUCGAGAGCAGCUGGGCCCCCUGGGAAACUCGGAUCACCUCGCCGCUCUCUCUGCGAGGCCCGUCGACGUAAGCGGCGCGAGGCGAGGCGGCCUGGGGGUUCCCUUACCCCCUGCUGCAGCCAUCGGACAGGGAAUCCUGGGGUCCAGGCUGCCGGGCCUCCCUCAGGACGACGCCGCUCGACAGACGUCUUUGCACCGAGCGGCGGUCUCCUCGUACGCGGCCAACAAAUGUCUGGUCUCCAGCGGGGGGGUCAUGCCUCCAUUCGGGAGAAUUGGGACCCCGACGUACCACCUACCUCCAGUCAAGCCCCCCACGGGCGCCAAGAAGAAGAGUUCCAAGCACUGCUUCCUUUGUGGCAAGAAGACGGGCUUGGCCUCCAGCUACGAGUGCAGGUGCGGCAGCAACUUCUGCGCCGCUCACCGCUAUGCAGAGACGCACAACUGCUCGUACGACUACAAGGGGGCGGGGAGGCGCUUCCUGCAGGACGCCAACCCGCUCGUCAGCGCUCCCAAGCUGCCUAAGAUCUAGAAGGUUUCUUCUGACCCCCGGCGAGGAGGACGCCGUUCAGCCUUUUGAGGAACGCCGAUUAUUCACCGACGUGUGCUUUGGUUUUUCUCGUCCCUCGCAGCCAAGGCGAACUCUCUAAAUUGUGGACAAACGGCAGAUGAUCGAUGUGGAAAGUGUUCCUUUUUAUUGCUCUGUGCACAUAGGUAGGUUGGUUGUUGUUCAUUUUUAUUUUGGUUUUUGUUGCAAAAUAUCAGCCGCAUAUUCAGAUAUUGUGGGGGGGGGGGCUGAUUGAUUUCCGUUGGACAAAUCUUGGCCAGAUGCACUUUAGAAAUAUCAUGUUUGAACUUAUUCUGGGCUGAGAAGUCUUUUUUUUUUUUUUUUUUAAUUGUCUGUCCGUGUCGUGUUUGUUGUCAUUUUUUGGAAGGGGGUGGGGGGGGUGUCGUAUCCUGCACCUCAAAAGUCUCGUUACGCAGGCACAUGCAAAUGAACUAACACCCACAUGUUAAUAUUUAUUCAUGAAAAUAUUUAAAUUCAAGUAUGCAGUUGGUGUCUGUGAGGACGGAAAUUGUAAUCGUGUAUGUGGCGGGUGGGGUGGGGGGUAAAGUUAACAGAAUAUGUAUUUAGUAAGUAAGAAUCUUUUGUAUUGUUUUUUUUAAAAAUUCUCAUGCUGUCAUCGUAUACCUGCAGGGGGCGCAACUUGAAAUAAAAGUUUCUUCCUAUUCCCUCAGAU